Melospiza georgiana is the source of this 966-nucleotide messenger RNA. RefSeq names its product transmembrane 4 L six family member 4 (gene TM4SF4). The coding region runs from base 167 to 769 and encodes 200 amino acids. Lineage: Eukaryota; Metazoa; Chordata; Aves; Passeriformes; Passerellidae. The transcript is spliced from 5 exons. Gene Ontology annotation, cellular component: membrane. The record is from RefSeq and is a predicted model, not a curated record.
GACUGCAGGAACACUGACAGGAGCAUUCUACAGGCUCAAUUCCUCUAACAGCACCACAGAAACUGGAUUUUGCAAAGUACACCCAGAAGCUUCUUUUUAUAAAUCAGUUCUGAGAACAUCUGAGAGACUUUAUCUUCAAUUGUGUUUACAAUUCCUUUAAAGAAGCAUGUGCACGGGAGGCUGUGCCAAGUGCCUGGGAAGCACUCUCAUCCCCCUGGCUGUGCUCUGCACCCUUGCUAACAUUUUGUUGUUUUUCCCUGGAGGAAAAGUUGAAGAGAGUGCACACAUUACAGAUGAAGUUUGGUACUUUGGAGGGAUCUUGGGAUCGGGUGUAUUGAUGAUCUUCCCUGCCUUGGUAUUUUUGGGCCUUCAGAAUAAUGAUUGCUGUGGAUGCUGUGGUAAUCGGAGCUGUGGAAAGAGGUUUGCGAUGUUUUCUUCUAUAAUAUUUGCUGCCGUUGGAGUUGUGGGAGCUGGAUACUGCUUUAUUUUGUCAGCAGUAGCCCUAAACAAAGGCCCUAAAUGUCAAAGUCAAGGAGUCUGGACCUACCCUUUUGAGGCUGGGGAUUACCUUGGUGACCACGAAUUGUGGAUAAAGUGUACAUCACCUGAUAACAUUGUCCCGUGGCACCUGACCCUCUUCUCCUUGCUGCUGGUGAUGAGUGGGAUCCAGGCAGUGCUCUGUGGCAUUCAGGUGGUGAAUGGCAUCUUUGGAACCAUCUGUGGCGACUGCAAAUGCUGCGGAUGUUGUGGGGGAGAAGGAACUGUCUAAUGAACAGGAAUAUUGCAGACAGCUCUCCUCAUCCUGAGAGAAUCCCUUCUGCAGCUACUCCACAAAGCAGCCCUCAGAUGCACUGGCUCUGGCUAAGAUGAGAAUGAAGGGCUCCUCCUCCCACCAGUGUUAUGAAGCCCUGACUCCCUUUCCAGCCUUCCUGAAAUCUCUCAUCAUGGAAUAAAAUAAGUGAAAUA